Molecule: messenger RNA, 2505 nt
Organism: Lactuca sativa (garden lettuce)
Lineage: Eukaryota; Viridiplantae; Streptophyta; Magnoliopsida; Asterales; Asteraceae
Source: RefSeq, a predicted model, not a curated record
AUGUCUAUUGAUAAAAGCUGGACUACUAAUCCACAUCGUCAAUCUCCCGAGUUCCAGCUAGGGCUCGACACUUUUGUCGAGAGAUCCAUGUUACACUUAGAUUGUAAAGGUGAAACCAGAUGUCCGUGUGAGAAAUGUGAUAAUCGUUACUUCAUGAAUCCGAAAGCAAUGAGACGUCAUGUUCGUAUAUAUGGUUUCAGUCAAUCAUACAAAACAUGGAUAUAUCACGGUGAACCUUUAAUCCCUCCAGUUGUAGAUGUCGUAUCGCCAAGCAACGAGAUGGCUGAUGUUAUUGACGAUGUUAUGUGGGAGUCGAGAGAAAAUGAUAUAAACCUCGAUGAAGGAACCUCGAAUAUAAGGGGUAGUGGUAUCGAUGAUGAUUUUGAAGAGUUGUUAGAGGCAGUCGAAACCAAGUUAUAUCCUGGUUGUUCGUUUUCAUUCCUUGAUUUUUUAGCAAAGCUGAUGCAUAUGAAGGUCAACAACAAAUGGACUGAUAGUUCAUUUGAUCAACUCCUUGAGUUGUUGCAUUCGGCAUUUCCACCGGGCAACAAGGUUCCCCGUUCAUAUUAUUUAGCAAAAAAGAAACUGAAGAAGUUGGGUUUAGGGUACGAGUCAAUUCAUGUGUGCAAAAACGAUUGUUUUCUCUUCUGGAAGGAACACAAGUCAUUGCAAGUUUGUCCCGUUUGUAAAGAGAGUCGGUGGAUUGAUAAAAACACCAAGGGCAAGAAAGUGGCUCAUAAGGUGUUACGGUACUUUCCAGUGGCCCCUAGACUACGCCGUUUGUAUUGUUCACGAUACACUUCCAAAAAUAUGAUAUGGCAUAGUACUGGGAGAUCAGAAGAUAAUGUGAUGCGUCAUCCCGUUGAUGGAGAGUCUUGGCAAAAAUUUGAUGUAGAUUUCCCUGACUUCUCAAGUGAACCUCGCAACGUACGAUUAGGGCUGGCAGCUGAUGGCUUUAAUCCAUUUGGUAACAUGUGUAAUCCGCAUAGUACGUGGCCGGUUGUACUCACCACUUACAAUCUGCCACCAUGGCUUUGUAUGAAAGAGUCAUCAUUCAUGUUGGCCUUGUUGAUUCCCGGCCCUAAAGCGCCUGGAAAGGACAUAGAUGUUUUCCUUAGGCCGUUAGUGGAAGAGCUUAAGUUUUUAUGGCAAUCAGGCAUACGCAUUAAAGACGCAGCGACAAACACAUUCUUCACGAUGAAAGCUAUGUUGUUAUGGACAAUAAACGACUUUCCAGCUCGUAGUAGUUUAUCGGGCUGGAGCGGACAAGGGUAUAGAGCAUGCCCGACUUGCAAUGAAGACACUCCUUCGUACCGUGCAAUAAAUAAAGUCGUUUAUAUCGGUCAUCGUCGGUUCUUAGAUGCUGAUGAUCCAUUAAGGAUGAAUUUGAAAUUUAAUGGGCAACCAGAGACAAGACCCCCUCCGAGACACUUUACUAAUGAAGACAUACAAGAUCAACUAGGUCGUCUAAUACUUCGUAAACCGGGUAAACAUCCUAACACUCUCAAAGAAAACAUGGAUCGGCAAGGAUUCGAGUUGAACUGGUCGAAACGUAGCAUAUUUUUCGAGCUCGAAUAUUGGUCUUCUCUACAGCUGAAACACAACAUAGAUUUGAUGCAUGUCGAGAAAAAUGUGGGUGAGAGUCUUUUGGGUACUUCUAUGAUGAAUGAUAAGAGUAAAGACACAUCAAAUGCACGUGAGGACUUGAAAAAUCUGAAUAUCCGGCGUAAUCAACGGUUGCAAAAAAAGGGUAACAAGUUCACUAGACCACAUGCAAGCUACUCAUUCAAGAAAGCUGACCGCAAAAUCUUUUGUCAAUUUAUAAGAGAUGUUAAAUUUCCUGAUGGGUUUGGAUCUAACAUUAGUAAGAAAGUGGUAGAUAAUGAUACUAACAUUAUUGGGUUGAAAUCUCAUGACUAUCACAUUCUUAUGCAACGUUUGAUACCGAUUGGAGUUAGAGCAUUAUUGGAUAAAGAAACUUCUACACCAAUUGUAGAUCUUUGUAUGUUUUUCAAGCAAAUUUGCUCCAGAACACUAAAGGUGGAGGAUAUGAGGAAAGCAAAAGAAGACGUCAUUAGAAUCUUGUGCAAGUUAGAGUUGAUUUAUCCACCAGCGUUUUUCGACAUUAUGAUUCAUUUAGUUUUGCAUUUACCAGAUGAAGCGAUUGCUGGAGGCCCGGUAUGUAUGAGAUGGAUGUAUCCGUUUGAAAGGUAUAUGAAAAAACUAAAAAACUAUGUCAUAAAUAAGGCGAGGCCGGAAGGUUGUAUAGCUGAAGGUUAUAUUGCUGAAGAAGCUUUGACAUUUUGUUCGAUGUACCUUCGAGAUGUCAAUCGCCUUGAAAGAAACGAAGACGUUGUCAUUGAAAAAACAAAGUUUUGGAUGUUUGAGUCCAAGUGUCGACCGACGAGUGCAACGCAAAUCAAACAUCUUGAUAUAACAGAGAAACGUAAUAUUGAAUGGUUUAUAUUGAAUAGUUGUCAAGAAGUCAGACAAUACAUCGAGUAA